AUGACCGAGGUUUCGUCUACCAGGCUCUACCUGGGCAACCUCCCGCGCAAUGUUACCAAAGCUGAAGUUGAGGGGCACUUUGCUACCCAUGGCACUGGCGAAAUUACUGAGAUAAAACUCAUGAAUGGCUUUGGCUUCAUCGAGUACAAGGACGCCAUGGAUGCGCGUGAUGUUGUUCCUGAUGGAUCUGACUUCAUGGGCGAACGUCUAACCGUUCAAUUCGCUCGUGGCACCCGGCACCGCGAUGGCGGCGCCGCUCCUGGUGGGUUCAACAACAAUAACAACACUCACAACGAGCGGGCUGCACCCCGACCACGUCGUACUCAGCACCGGAUGCAGAUUACGGGACUACCCACGGAUACCAGUUGGCAGGACCUGAAAGACUUCGCUCGUCAGUCCAGCCUCGACGUUGUCUACUCCGAGACUGGCCGCGACGGCAAUGGACGCGGCUUUGUUGAAUUCGAAACCGCUGCCGACCUCAGAACCGCUGUGGAGAAGCUUGACGGCCGAGAGUUCAAAGGCAAGCCUGUCAACUGCGUUGCCGACACCCAGCCCGACAUUCCUCCACGUGACAACCGAGGUCGUUCCCGAUCCCCCAACGGUCGCCGCCCUCCUCCUCCUCCUCCAGUGGACGACUACGAUCGUCGCGGACCGCCUCGUGGAUACAGUCCCCGUGGUUACCGCGACGGCUACCGUGACAGAAGCCCUCGCAGAGAGUACUACGACGAAAGGGCUCGCUAUCGGUCGCCUCCGCGGCGCCCCAUGGAUGAUUAUCCCCCUCCUCCCCCGCGCGGUCGCUACGACGAUCCCUAUCGCCGGGACUAUCCCCCACCUCCUCCGGACCCAUACGCCAACAGCAGGCCUCCUUAUGAGCGGCCUCCUCGUGACUUUCCCCCUCCGCGCGACCCUGGAUACCCCCGCGAUCCUUACCCUCCCCGCGAGUAUGAACGUGGCGGCCGCUACUGGUAA
Verticillium dahliae VdLs.17 is the source of this 969-nucleotide messenger RNA. Its product is annotated as pre-mRNA splicing factor. Gene Ontology annotation, molecular function: mRNA binding. Gene Ontology annotation, cellular component: nucleus; cytoplasm; ribonucleoprotein complex. Lineage: Eukaryota; Fungi; Ascomycota; Sordariomycetes; Glomerellales; Plectosphaerellaceae. The record is from RefSeq and is a predicted model, not a curated record. The transcript is spliced from 6 exons. The coding region runs from base 1 to 969 and encodes 322 amino acids.